Macroventuria anomochaeta is the source of this 1769-nucleotide messenger RNA. Its product is annotated as MFS general substrate transporter. Gene Ontology annotation, molecular function: transmembrane transporter activity. Gene Ontology annotation, cellular component: fungal-type vacuole membrane. The record is from RefSeq and is a predicted model, not a curated record. The transcript has a single exon. NCBI's taxonomy places the organism in Eukaryota, Fungi, Ascomycota, Dothideomycetes, Pleosporales, Didymellaceae. Gene Ontology annotation, biological process: transmembrane transport. The coding region runs from base 246 to 1712 and encodes 488 amino acids.
AUUCGAAAAAACGGCUGCAGGUGCACGAAAGGCUGUACUUCGAAGCUUCUUACCAAAUCACAUCGAGCUAGCUUCCGCGGCCGGCGCACUUAUUGCUGCAAGGCUUGAAGGACUCAUCGAUCAUCGGGACAAACGCCGGUAUUCUUCAACACUUUUAUGACUUUUCUGCUGCGGCUUCAUACACGACACAAGAUUGAUCAACCAGAAAGAGCUGGGAUCGUUGAGGCACUGCCACAACCACCAAAAUGGCAGCCCACGAUAUCGAGAAGGGAAUACCCGAUGACGAUACUACAAGAACCGAAAUCAGCAACACCAACAACAACCUCUAUCCACCCAGCCACACAUCCUCGAGCACCUCCCAACACGACUCAGAAGAGGAGGAAAUCUCAAGAAUACCAACCCACACAACCCACGCAUCUCACACUUCCCGGACAGCUAAAUCCAAGAAUGCCCUUACCGACCUCGCCAAAAUCAUCACCGCACGCAGCAAUGCCUCCGUCAUCAACCCCGGGCCCCCACCCGACGGUGGCCUAAAAGCCUGGACACAAUCCUUCAUGGGCCACUUCGUGAUCUUCAACACAUGGGGCAUGAUCGCAACCUUUGGCGUCUUCCAAGCGCACUACACUCAGGACCUUGGUCUCGAACCGAGCGCUGUGUCCUGGAUAGGCUCGAUGCAGAUGCUCGGGCACUUUGCGCUGGGAAUGUUUAGUGGGAGGAUGUUUGACGCGGGGUAUUUCCACUGGGUGAUAAUCCCGGGCAUGUUGUUGGCUGCGCUCGGGACGAUGAUGACGAGUUUGUGUUCUCAGUACUGGCAGUUCUUUUUGGCACAGGGAUUGAUGACUGGGCUGGGGUGUGGGUUGCAGUUUGCGCCUACUAUUUCCCUCGUCACUACGUACUUCAGCAAGAACAGGAGUGUGGCGGUUGCUAUCAUGGCGAGUGGGAGUGCGACAGGCGGACUCAUCUAUCCUACCAUCGCACGCCAGUUGAUGCCGAAGAUCGGGUUUCCGUGGACGGUCAGGGUUAUGGGGUUCAUGAUGCUGGCAAUAGGCUCCAUGUACUGCUCUCUGCUCAAACCCAGACUGCCACCGAGGAAGAGUGGACGGUUGUUUGAGUUCAGUGCGUUUAAGGAGCCGCCGUACAGUCUGUUUCUUAUGGGCAUCUUUUUGAUUGGACUGGGACAGUAUUUUGCGUUCUACUAUAUCUCCUCUUUUGCUGUUGAUGUCCUGGGCGUUCCGUAUGCAACAAGUGUCAACGUUUUACUUGUGCUUAACGGGGUUGGAAUCUUGGGGCGGUUGCUACCGAGUUACUUCGCGGACAAGUAUACUGGGCCGUACAACGUCCUGAUACCAUUCUGUUUCGUAUCAUCUAUCGUUUUGUUCUUCUGGCCGUUGGUUCACAGCGAAGCUGGACUCUACGGGUGGGCAGUCUGCUACGGAUUCUUUGUAGCAGGAUUUCAGGGUAUCUUUCCUGCGGUCUUGACGACUCUGACAAAGGACAUGAGUCGAGUGGGAACAAGAAACGGCAUGGGCUUUGCGAUCAUGGGAGUUGGCACGCUCGUUGGCCCGCCAAUUGCUGGUGCGCUGAUCCAGAGUUAUGGUGGUAGUUAUUUGGCUGCGCAGAUGUUUGGAGGUGCGACAGUGUUGAUUGGAAGUUGCGUGUUGGUUAUCGGAAGAGCAGCAAUCACUGGAUGGAAUGUCAGAGCGCGAGCUUAAUUUCAUUGAGAAGGAGAUAUCAGCAUUUAACUGUUCAAAUUUCAAAUUUUUCAGUGC